UGGGGGGUCUCGAGGCGGCACUUCCGGCUUCCCCAGGCUUCCCCCUUCCCCCACCCCCUCCGUCUCCCCAGUCCGCUUGUGCGGGGCCGGAUGAGGAAGUCCACAGCCCCCACAGACACAGGUGACAGGGUCAAGGGUCGAGGCAAGAGGGGGCUGAAAGCAGAGAGUGGACUGCGCGGCCAGCAGAGAAGGGUCAAGGCACCAGUCCCCUCGCCUGCUGCGGAGCACCAGCCGGAUCCAGCCGGACAUGUUCCACCAAGUCUGGGCAGCUGUGCUCUACCUGUAUGGCCUUCUCUUCAGCUCGGUGAACCAGUGCCCCGAGCACGGUCCACUAACGGCGCUGGACAUGGGUGAGAGGGAGUCCCCAGAGCCCCACCUGGGCCUGUGGUACUUCAUCGCAGGGGCGGCCCCCACCAAGGAAGAGCUGGCUACCUUCGACCCGGUGGACAACAUCGUCUUCAACAUGGCUUCCGGCUCCGCCCCAAGGCAGCUCCAGCUUGGGGCAGCCAUCCGCAUGAAAAACGGGAUCUGUGUGCCCCGGAAAUGGACAUACCACUUGACUGAAGGGAAAGGUAGCAGAGGCCUCAGAACUGAAGGCCGCCCCGACAUGGAAACAGACCUCUUCUCCAGCUCGUGCCCAGGAGGAAUCAUGCUCAAAGAGACGGGCCGGGGUUACCAGCGCUUCCUCCUCUACAAUCGAUCUCCACACCCUCCAGAGAAGUGUGUGGAGGACUUCCAGGCUCUGACCUCCUGCUUGGACUUCAAAGCCUUCCUAGUGACUCCCAGGAACGAAGACGCCUGCCAGCUGUCCAGCAAGUGACCCUGACUUCACCCAUGUCCUAGACUGAGCUGCUGGGGAGACGCUGGAGACCCUCCACCCCUCCCAAGGAUAAUAAAGAUGGUUUUUCAAUCCUCA
Molecule: messenger RNA, 916 nt
Organism: Mesocricetus auratus (golden hamster)
Lineage: Eukaryota; Metazoa; Chordata; Mammalia; Rodentia; Cricetidae
Gene: Apom
Product: apolipoprotein M
Exons: 7
Coding region: 248-820 (190 amino acids)
Biological process (GO): high-density lipoprotein particle clearance; high-density lipoprotein particle assembly; cholesterol efflux
Cellular component (GO): high-density lipoprotein particle; low-density lipoprotein particle; very-low-density lipoprotein particle
Molecular function (GO): lipid carrier activity; phospholipid binding
Source: RefSeq, a predicted model, not a curated record